Mesorhabditis belari is the source of this 1599-nucleotide messenger RNA. The record is from the annotation of a GenBank genome assembly. NCBI's taxonomy places the organism in Eukaryota, Metazoa, Nematoda, Chromadorea, Rhabditida, Rhabditidae.
AUGCGUCUCUUCGUUCUCAUCUCUUUCCUUGCCGUCGUCGUUACUUCACUUCGAGAAGAGCCGGGAGUCACUGGAAAAGAUGCUUCCGCAACAACUUCAAAAACGACGACAAAUUUGUAUCCUAUUGACGAGGAGCCAACAAAGACGACCAUUUGGACGACAACAAACAGUCUAGAAGUGUCCACAACAACUCCAUUAGUAAAUGAGAAGUGCGAAAUCAUCACAUUGCCGAUAGAAUGCUACUAUUACUCCGAAAGGCUAAUGACACAUCGUGAAAAGAUACGGGAAAACGUUUGCGAUUGUGCGAUUGGUGGUCGAGAGAACGAAAGCAUCAAGUACUGUGAAUGGAACAAAAUUUAUCAAACGAAUGGAACACAUUUCGAUCAGUGCACGAUUGUAACGAAAGUUUGCCCGGGAUGCCCGCCAACGAAUGAUACGUGCAAGGACGCGUUUAGCAAUGAGUUUACAAAAUGUUUCAUGCCAGCAAGCCAAUACCCACACACAUUUCCCCCGCGUCAAGCCUCGGUGCUCCCGUCUUUGGAGUUGGACCUCAAGAAGUGUGAUUAUAGGAAUAAUUCGGGAAUGUUCUCUGGAAUGACGUCGGUUAGAGAUGAGGAGUUCUACCAGUAUCUGCUGACUUGCGAACUUCCAGCGUGUGGACCUCGUCUUCGCUUACCGGCAGCAGAUAAUGGGACUCAUCCGAGCUUCCAAUGGUGUCUUCCUCCUAUCAUGAAUAGCGUCUCACAGUUGGAAUAUUGUCCACUCUAUUCGCAAAAAAUCCCGACUUUUGGUGGUUUCAGCGACACUCAAGCUUUUCAUGCGCUCGAAUAUGAUACGAUGUGUGUCUUGCCGCCACUAUGUGGGAAUGAUGGAAAAGUUGAUCGAAAGAAAUUCAUGGCUCCAUUAGUGAAUGGCAAAUGGGAUGAGACUUAUUGUGAGCGAGUGUGCAAUGAAAAUGAGAUAGAAAAAGAUUGCAUCCCGGUGCCGCCAUGUGAAGGAAAUCAAACAAUCACUCCUGAUCCACGUGCAAAUCGAUUUACAAAGGUUGAUCGAUGCUCUCGUUGGUGCACUGAAGAAGAAUCUGUCAAGAAGAAUCAGACCGAGUCGCCGUGCAUUCGACUCCCAAUAUGUGAUUUUGAUGGAAAACCGAGACCUCGCCUGAACCCUUGGCACACUUCUCGCUGCGUGAUGAUCAAGAAUUGUAUCGAAGGACAGAACAAGUCCACGCAUUUAUGCAAAGAAACGGUAUCACUAGACAAUCAAAAUCUCUCAUCUCCACAUUUUGCUGGUCGAAUAGUGGCUAGUGUGAUUUCUUUGGCUGCGUGUGGUCUACUAAUUUUGUGUACACUGAGCUGUUGCCUGUUUGAAGUCGAAAGAUGGGAUCAAGAAAAGAAACGUGAAGAUGAAUGCCGAGAGCGUGGAUUGGAAUGGAAGGAUUAUAAACGAUUGAGAGAGGCUUUUUGCAAAGAGAGUGCUUUGGGAAACUACAAUCCUCGCAAUCUUCGUCAGGCCCUUGUCACUGCUCGGAAACGACUCAACCAAUCCCACAACAACAACAACAGGAAAAACUGGAGAAGACUAAAAACACGGACAAAUAAG